Molecule: messenger RNA, 384 nt
Organism: Capsella rubella
Lineage: Eukaryota; Viridiplantae; Streptophyta; Magnoliopsida; Brassicales; Brassicaceae
Product: non-specific lipid-transfer protein 2
Exons: 1
Coding region: 41-328 (95 amino acids)
Biological process (GO): lipid transport
Source: RefSeq, a predicted model, not a curated record
UCAAAUCUACAAAAGCAAAACAAAAUAGAAAGCAAUAAAAAUGAAGUUCAUGACAGUAAUGGUCAUCACAUUAGUGAUUGUCUCCAUGUCAUCUCCUAGAGGUUUCAAUGGAGUAGUGGCACAAUCUUGUGUUCCAACGGACCUAAUGUCAUGCUUACCAGCAAUGAUCUCGGGAGGAGCACCAUCUACGGAGUGUUGCGACAAACUCAAAGUACAAGAACCAUGUUUGUGUUCUUAUAUUAAGAAUCCGAUGUAUAGUUCAUAUGUUAGUUCACAAAAUGCUCGUAAGACGUUAACUGCUUGUAAUAUUCCUUAUCCUACUUGUUGAAGUUUUAGAUAUUCCUAAACAAAGUCUAAUGGUGACAAAAUAGUUAAUAAAAAGUA